Messenger RNA from Adineta steineri, 1164 nucleotides. The record is from the annotation of a GenBank genome assembly. NCBI's taxonomy places the organism in Eukaryota, Metazoa, Rotifera, Eurotatoria, Adinetida, Adinetidae.
AUGUCAUUACCGAGUGUAUUUAUUUGUAUCAUUUUACUUAUAUCAGUACCAGUUUUAAGUGGAAUUAAUGUAGAACAUCGACCAACAGUUGGAGUUAUUCGUUGGGAUGCUUGGAAUUUAUUUAAUAAUCAAUACGAUCCUAUUUCUUAUUAUUUACAUCGUGCUUUAACUCCUGAAGAAUUUCAUUUUCGUAUACCAUUUUAUGGAUCAGUUCAUUCACCGACAAAUAUAUCUUUCAAUGGAGAUAUACAAAAUGUAAUGGAUCAAGAAGUUCUCUAUGCUAAACAUGCAGGUAUAGACUAUUGGGCAUUCGAUACUUAUUGUACGUUUGGAUCAAAUUGUACAACUAAUAAUACAUAUUGUACUCAAUAUUAUAAACAAACAUCAAAUCAAUAUUGCCCAAGAAAUCCUGCUUAUGGAUUAGAUUUAUAUCUUUCAAGUCCAUAUAAAUCUUUGGUGAAUUUUACUCUCAUUCUAUUAGGUUCUUCACCAUGUGAUGUAACCUUUCAACAGCAAUAUAUUGAUCUUAUGAAACAACCUCAAUUUCAAACGGUAUUAGGAGGUCGUCCACUAUUGUAUUUAUUUCAAUUUGAUAAUGCUGAAGCUGAUAUUUGUGGUGGUGGAUGGUCUGGAAGUGGACAAGUAUUUCAGAAAUUUCGACAACUAGCUAUAAGUCAAGGAUUACAAAAUCCAUAUAUGGUACUUAUGGAUUUUGAUGUUGCAACCGUUCAAUCACAUGCUUCGAUGCUUGAAUUCGAUGCAAUUUCCACGUAUGCAUUACCUGGAGGAACAAAUGAAGGAACUCCAUUUGUUGAACUACUUCAUUCAGCUCAACAAUGGUGGCAAUCUGCUCAUCAGAUUGGAACUAAAAUGGUGCCCAUAGUUCCUACGGGUUGGGAUCCACGACCACGUGCUGAAAAUCCUGUUCCAUGGGUUGAUGAGGGACCGCAGCAUUAUUUCCAACCAACCGUCGAAGAAUUGCAAACAUUAAUUCGAAAUGGAAUUAAUUUUACAUGUACCUAUAAUCAAACAGCUGAAGCACAAACAAUUAUCAUCUAUGCAUGGAAUGAAUGCAGUGAAACUAGUGGUUCACUUAUUCCUUCGUUGGGAAAUGGAACCCUUUAUGUUGAUGCUUUAUCAAAAGUUCUUCCGAUGCAUUGCUAA